Messenger RNA from Eruca vesicaria subsp. sativa (arugula), 3390 nucleotides. Lineage: Eukaryota; Viridiplantae; Streptophyta; Magnoliopsida; Brassicales; Brassicaceae. The record is from the annotation of a GenBank genome assembly.
GCAGUGUUCGCUUCCCUCUUUGCUUCUACAAUCCUGAACCUUUAAAACUCGUAUGAUUUCGUUUCAUUCACAAAUCAUAAGCAUGCGAGAAAAAUCUUUCGUAGUAAAAAAUGUUUUAUUGUCUUAUUCUCCUCCUCCUCCUAUGCCUCUCUUCCACGUAUCUAUCCUUCUCUCAAAACCACGAUGCCACCAUCCUCCGGCAAGCUAAACUGAGCCUCUCCGACCCUGCCCAGUCACUAUCUUCCUGGUCCGAAAACGACGUCACACCAUGCCACUGGCGCGGCAUCACCUGCGACGCCGCCACGUCAGCCGUCCUCUCCGUCAAUCUCUCCAGCUUCAUGCUCGUCGGUCCUUUCCCUUCCGUCCUCUGCCGUCUCCCUUCCCUCUCACUCCUCUCUCUCUACAACAACUCCAUCAAUGGUUCCCUCUCCGACCAUGAUCUCACAUCGUGUCGGAACCUCAGACAUCUUAAUUUGUCUGAGAAUCUUUUAGUUGGUUCCAUCCCAAAGUCACUUCCUUACAACCUCCCCAACCUCCGGUCCCUCGAAAUAUCCGGGAACAACUUAUCAGACACGAUUCCGACGACUUUCGGAGAGUUCAAAAACCUCGAGUCUUUGAAUCUCGCUGGAAAUCUCCUCUCCGGUACCAUCCCCGCCUCUCUCGGCAACGUAUCCACUCUUAGAGAACUCAGACUCGCUUACAAUUUUUUUACCCCGAGUCGAAUCCCGAGUCAACUCGGUAAUCUAACGGAGCUUCGUGUUCUCUGGCUCGCCGGCUGCAACCUCGUUGGACCGUUACCUCAAACUCUCUCCGGUUUAACUCAGUUGGUUAGUUUGGAUUUGACAGCGAACCGACUCACCGGGUCCCUCCCGAGUUGGAUCACUGAGCUGAAAAGCAUCGAGCAAAUCGAGAUAUUCAAAAACUCGUUCUCAGGCGAGUUACCGAAGGCGAUGGGUAACAUGACGAUGCUAAAGAGCUUCGACGCGUCGACGAAUAAGCUGACAGGGAAGAUUCCCGACGGGUUGGCUCGGUUAAACCUCGUGUCGUUGAACCUCUUCGAGAACAUGCUCGAAGGGGCCUUGCCUGAGAGCAUAACUCGGUCCAAAACGUUAACGGAACUGAAGCUGUUUAAUAACAGACUCACUGGGGAGAUACCGAGUCAACUCGGCGCGAACUCUCCGUUACAGUAUGUUGACUUUUCGUAUAAUAAGUUUUACGGGGAGAUACCGAAGAAUCUUUGCGGAGGAGGGAAGCUGGAGUAUCUCAUGAUUAUAGGGAACUCGUUUUCAGGUGAAAUACCGACGAAUUUGGGAAAGUGUAGGAGCUUGACACGUGUCCGAUUGAGUAAAAACAAGCUUUCAGGUCAUGUUCCGAGAGAGUUCUGGGGGUUGCCUCGCUUGUCGCUGCUCGAACUCUCGGAGAACACGUUCACAGGAACAAUCUCUGAGGCCAUCGCCGGUGCAAAGAAUCUCUCAAACCUGAGAAUUUCAAAGAAUCAGUUCUCAGGUUCCAUCCCCGGCGAAAUCGGAUCGCUUAACGGACUCGUCGAGAUCACCGGAGAUCAUAACAACUUCUCCGGCGAGGUUCCUAGUAGUUUCGUGAGGCUUAAGCAACUGAGCAGGCUCGAUCUCAGCUCUAAUAAACUCUCCGGGGAGAUUCCACGUGGAGUUAGUGGUUUGAAGAAUCUGAACGAGCUUAAUUUAGCUAAUAAUCAUCUCUCCGGGGAAGUCCCUAGAGAGCUCGGAGACUUGCCUGUUCUUAACUACCUCGAUCUCUCAAAGAAUUUAUUUUCCGGUGAAGUUCCACCGGAGCUCCAGAAUCUGAAGCUAAACGUUAUAAAUUUAUCGUAUAAUCAUCUCUCCGGGAGAGUACCUCCUCUCUACGCUAACAAAAACUACGCGUCCAGCUUUGUCGGGAAUCGUGACUUGUGCUUGGAUGAUCACGACAGUCUUUGUCGGAAGAUCACACGGUCUAAAAGGAUCGGUUAUGUCUGGAUUCUGUUAUUGAUUUUCAUACUUGCUUGUUUGGUUUUUGUUGUUGGGCUUGUCAUGUUUAUCGCCAACUGCAAGAGGAUGAGAGCUUCCAAGAGGGCUAGAUUGUCACCGUCUAAGUGGAGAUCUUUCCACAAGCUUCAUUUCAGCGAGCAUGAGAUCGUUGAUUGUCUUGAAGAACGGAACGUGAUCGGGUCUGGCUCCUCUGGUAAAGUCUAUAGAGCGGAGCUUAGUGGUGGAGAAGUAGUAGCGGUGAAGAAACUAAAUAAAACGGUCAAAGGAGGAGAAGAUGGAUUUGGUGUUUCGUUGAAUAGAGACGUUUUCGCUGCGGAGGUGGAAACGCUUGGAACGAUUAGGCAUAAGAGUAUUGUGCGUUUGUGGUGUUGCUGCAGCUCUGGGGAUUGUAAGUUGUUGGUAUACGAAUACAUGCCUAAUGGGAGCUUAGCUGAUGCGUUGCACAGCCACCGUAAAGGUGGGGUGUUGUUGGGUUGGCCUGAACGGUUAAGGAUCGCUAUAGACGCAGCUGAAGGGUUGUCAUACUUGCACCAUGAUUGUGUUCCUCCGAUUGUGCACCGUGACGUGAAGUCUAGUAACAUAUUGCUAGAUGGAGAUUAUGGAGCCAAAGUAGCUGAUUUUGGCAUCGCGAAAAUCGGUCAAAUGAGUGGUGCUAAAUCGCCAGAAGCUAUGUCUGGAAUCGCUGGUUCUUGCGGUUAUAUUGCACCAGAAUAUGUAUAUACACUUAGGGUGAAUGAGAAGAGCGAUAUCUACAGUUUUGGUAUCGUGCUUUUGGAGUUGGUAACGGGGAAGCAACCAACAGAUCCAGAACUCGGAGAUAAAGAUAUGGUGAAGUGGGUGUGCACUACGCUUGACCAAUGCGGUUUAGAAUCGGUGAUCGAUCCCACACUUGAUCUCGGGUUCAAAGAAGAGAUUAGCAAAGUGAUUCACAUUGGUCUUCUCUGUACGAGCCCUCUCCCUCUAAACAGACCUUCCAUGAGAAAAGUUGUGAUCAUGCUUCAAGAAGUCUCUGGUGCUAUGUCUAGUAGCGUUCGAAAUGUGUCUAAACGCUCAAAGAGCAGUGGGAAACUCUCGCCUUACUACGUGGAAGACGUAAACAGCGUUUGAGCAUUCAAAUAUGGGCUGGUGAAGGUUGAGUUGGGCCAGAAAUAGUUAUUUGGUGUGUGUUUAAGUUAGGUGAAUUCCCUGAAUUGUAAGAAAUCAGAAACAGAAAAGUGGAGCUUUCUGAUUGGGUAAUAGCUUUUAAUGUUAUGAAUUUGAUCUUAAUAUAUUUUGAAUUAGCGAUAUGAUUGUAACAAUUCAUAGUUGGUCCACCCUUUAGCCAACCUUCAUUGUCAUACUCGGCCCGUUACAACAUUAAUUUGUAAACGGAUUUUCAUUCUCG